Molecule: messenger RNA, 1051 nt
Organism: Benincasa hispida (wax gourd)
Lineage: Eukaryota; Viridiplantae; Streptophyta; Magnoliopsida; Cucurbitales; Cucurbitaceae
Source: RefSeq, a predicted model, not a curated record
AGUAGGAAGUGAAUAACCAAACCCAAAAACUUGAAAAUGAUUAAACUUAAAAAUAUUAGUAUUUAUAAGCUUGAUUUUAGGGGGAAAAAAAACAAUAAACAAAAAGAAAAAUCAAACCCUAUAAUUUUCAAAUUUUAGCCCCAUAAAAACAAACCGUUAUUUUCUCUGUUUCAUAUGUUCCACCACUUCCAUUGGCGCCAAAGCUUAAUUUCAGAACUUCCCAAAGUUUUCCCGCGAUAUCAAGAUGGAGAAAAAGAUGAAAGACUACCAAACUCCACAGAGAGAUCAAACCGCAAAUCGUAGAUCAAGGAAGCCUCAGAAGAUCGCCAAAUGCUUGACUGCUACAUUUUCAUCACUUUCCGACGACAAAAUCCAGCCAAUUUCUAAGGAAGACUUCUCUCCGAUUUCCGUUGUCACAGACAUCAAUCAAAUUCCAGAUAUCGAUAGUAAUUUCUUGCAAGGUGUUAAUCCGGCAUUUUCUGCUUCUUGUGAGACCUCGCUUUUCGCCGAUCUCUCUCCAUCUUCAGUUGUCAGUUUUGACAAUGAACAGCUUGACAAGGUUCCAGUUAAUUUUUCUGGAUCUAAUGAUAUGGAUGAAGCAAGCGCGGGUUCAGUAGAGGUACAGAUUGCUGUGAAUUCUCUAAGGCGUGCUCUAACUCAAGUCCUGCAAUCGACGGAUGUUGAUCAUCAGUCUAAGAAGCUUAUUGAUGCAUCCAUGAGUAUCAUUGUGGACGACUUCCUUGCUAUACCUCAAGAGCGAGAUCAGAUUGCUCAACUUAUUUCUGUCAAAAAUCAUGUUCUCUCUCUGUGUGUAUUCCUGUGGAUCAUCGUCUUGGCCAUAGCUUUCUUUCUCGGUUCGGGAGUCAAGAGCUCUUUCAUCGGGCCAUUGCCAACUUAAACUUGCGAAGAUAUCCAUUGUUUAAGCAUCAGAGGUUAGAUCUUAAUUGAUUUUGUUGUAACUUCUUACCUUUGAAUUGGACGUUGCCUGUUUCAUCUUCCUACCUAAGAAAUCUGCUAAACCUUGAAAGUUUGUAGUCAAAAGUUAACAGUG